Molecule: messenger RNA, 1095 nt
Organism: Oryctolagus cuniculus (rabbit)
Lineage: Eukaryota; Metazoa; Chordata; Mammalia; Lagomorpha; Leporidae
Product: glutathione S-transferase Yc
Biological process (GO): xenobiotic metabolic process; glutathione metabolic process
Cellular component (GO): cytosol; extracellular exosome
Molecular function (GO): glutathione transferase activity
Source: RefSeq, a predicted model, not a curated record
AUCAAUUGUGGACUUAGCUGACCCUGCACACCCCCAUGAGUGUGGUUUUUCCCUAACUGAUGGGUGUGGUUUUUCCCUAACUGAAAUGAAUAAAUAGCUACACAACACAUCAGGAACUCUAUUGAGUUUCUGGGCCAAGAACAUCAAAACCUUUUACUAGGGAAACCAGGAAACCACCACUAUGGCAGGGAAGCCCAAGCUUCACUACUUCAAUGCACGGGGCAGAAUGGAGUCUAUCCGGUGGCUCCUGACUGCAGCUGGGGUAGAGUUUGAAGAGAAAUGUAUGAAAACUCGAGAAGACCUGGAAAAGUUAAGAAAAGAUGGGGUAUUGAUGUUCCAGCAAGUGCCCAUGGUUGAGAUUGAUGGGAUGAAGCUGGUGCAGACCAGAGCCAUUUUCAACUACAUUGCAGACAAGCACAACCUGUAUGGGAAAGACAUAAAGGAGAGAGCCCUGAUUGAUAUGUAUACAGAAGGCAUAGUAGAUUUGAAUGAAUUGAUUCUUACUCGUCCAUUCCUUCCACCGGAGGAACAAGAGGCAAAACUUGCUCAGAUCAAAGAUAAAGCAAAAAACCGUUAUUUUCCUGCCUUUGAAAAGGUGUUGAAGAGCCACGGACAAGACUACCUUGUUGGCAACAAGCUGAGCAAGGCUGACAUUCUCCUGGUUGAACUUCUCUACAACGUGGAAGAGCUCAACCCCGGCGCGACUGCCAGCUUCCCUCUGCUGCAGGCCCUGAAAACCAGGAUCAGCAAUCUCCCCACCGUGAAGAAGUUUCUGCAGCCUGGCAGCCAGAGGAAUCCGCCUGAUGAUGAGAAAUGCAGAGAAGAAGCAAAAAUCAUUUUCCAUUAAGAAGGCAAAGAUACCAAGCACAGGCAAGACCAGCCUCUGACCCCCUGCAGCGAUGAAGUACUUUAAAUAAAUAGUGAUCCUGAUUGUCAUAAGGCAUAUUACGUUUUCUAAGUAUUGUGUAAAUUUAAUUAAAAACCACCCAUGUAGAUUUAGUUGCAAUACAUGGUACUUGGUUUUGAUCAAAUACAAAAUUAUGAGCACCUCCUAGGAUGUCCCUUUGAACUUAAAUAAAAGAAAAGUUACUUGGA